AUACAUUACACAGUACAACUAUAAGCACAAACAACCCAUAUAUCACCUCAGAUAAUAACAAAAAAAAGGAUGACAAUAAUAGUAAAAAAGACCCAAUAGAUCAGUUGAUAAGUGAUAAGGAGAAUUUAGAUGAAUUAAUUGAGGCAGAAAAUCAUAAAGAUAUAGAGACACAUGAAACUGGUGACUUGCUACCACCAUUAGAAAACAGUUCAACAAAUAAUCUAGAAGUAAACAGUAUGGAAGGGGUAAGUAAAGUGGCAAGUUUGAAGGACACAAAGAUAAAAGCCACUACAAACACAAGGAUAGAUGAUGAAGGUUUUAUUGAAGUCUCAUACAAAAGACAAAUAGGGAGAACUAGGAAUAGUUCAUUACAAUACGUAGAACCAUACAAUAGAGAUAGAAAAAAAGGAAAGUAUGUUCCAAAAAAG
Messenger RNA from Racocetra fulgida, 428 nucleotides. NCBI's taxonomy places the organism in Eukaryota, Fungi, Glomeromycota, Glomeromycetes, Diversisporales, Gigasporaceae. The record is from the annotation of a GenBank genome assembly.